CGGAAGCAAAUAUUGACUUUGGGCUUGUUGUCGUGUUCAAACAGUGCAAAGCAACGCGCUGCACACCGAACGCGAGGCGAUCAUCAUUCCCGUAGUCCUGGCCUAAGAAAUUGCCUGACGCGAGGCGGUCAGGUCACUUUAGCCUCAAAACGUUAUGCGGGGAGAAGUCUGCAUUGGUACCGCCAGCUUACUUUCGUUCAUUGCGACACUUCUGCUCAUGUUUGCCCACAUUGGUUCAACAAAUCACAAUGCCAUUGCUCGAGGAAUAGGACUGAUAACUGUCAAUGUCUCCAGCCUGGCUGCUGGGCUCGUGGCUGCCACUGGAGACCAAAGUCCGGGUUUUUACAGCAACACCCCUCAGGACCCACUAGGACAACAUCGUGGCGUCCGACGAGUAUACCAAUGGGGCUUCUACGGCUACUGCGGGUUCAUUGACCGCGCCAGCGGCGCUGGCGUGUGCACUGCAGAAGGCAACAGCUCGUUUGGAUACCCAUUCAAUCCCAAAGGGGCGAUAAUCGCCGACGCCCCUGCUAAUUAUACCACCCUCCUCGAUCUCCUCAUCCAACAGCCAACGCCUUUCGGAAUGAUCGACCGAAACAAAUCGACUUCUGUAGCUGGAUUCGCCUUCAUCUUUAUAGGGUCCCUCUCAACGGCCCUGGCAUUCCUUACCGGUUUAAUAAGAAACAGUUACACUUUCUCUGCCGCCCUGGUAUUGAGUAUAUUCGGUGCGUUCACAACACUCAUCGGUGCUGCAAUAUGGACAGCCUUGAUUGGGGCUAUGAAGCCCGAGGGGAAUAUUAUCGUUGCCACAAAUACCAAAAUCGGAAUAACAACUGCAUAUGGAACGGCUCUGUGGCUCAUCUGGACGGCCUGGGUUGCAAUGCUUCUCUCCAUUGCUCCCUACUUUUUGACUUGUUACACGUAUCUGAGACGACGCUCGGGAUACUGACAUUUUUCUAUCGAAUUGGACGAUCUAUCACGAAUCUAAUAUCCAUUUGAAUGUUGAAUGUACGCUGUUUUAGUUUGUUUUUGCACCUCGAGUAAUCUAGAUCUUUCAUUCGCCGAGCACGAUAUGAAGAUACGAUAAACAAUGAAAAGAAUUAACAGAAACCGAGUCCGAAAAUAAGCAAAAGAAUGUACGUGUUAAGAAAGUCCUUGUGUGCGUAAAAUGCAUGACUGG
Messenger RNA from Cantharellus anzutake, 1180 nucleotides. RefSeq names its product actin cortical patch SUR7/pH-response regulator pali. The transcript has 9 exons. Gene Ontology annotation, cellular component: cell cortex of cell tip; plasma membrane. Gene Ontology annotation, biological process: fungal-type cell wall organization. The record is from RefSeq and is a predicted model, not a curated record. Bases 155 to 949 code for a protein of 264 amino acids. NCBI's taxonomy places the organism in Eukaryota, Fungi, Basidiomycota, Agaricomycetes, Cantharellales, Hydnaceae.